AUGACUCUCUCCCUGCUCCUGGUUUUUCUCUCUCUCAUUCAGAGUGCCUUUCAGCUGCUGGAUACCAAACUAUUUUUAAUAUACAAUGAAGACCACAAGCGCUGUGUAGCAGUUCAGAGUUCUAGUUCAGUUACAACUGCGAAUUGCAACCAGGACAAUGAGUCUCAAAAAUUCAGGUGGGUCUCUGAUCACCAGCUGAUGAGUGUAUCAUUGAAGUUAUGCUUAGGAGUACCAUCAAAGAAAGACUGGGUUCCGAUCACUUUGUAUCCAUGUGAUAAGGCAAGUGAACUCCAAAAAUGGGAAUGCAGAAAUGAGACCCUUUUUGCAAUCCAAGGCGAAGAUUUAUUUUUCAACUAUGGCAACAAACAGGAAAAGAAUAUUAUGCUCUACAAGGGAUCAGGAGUAUGGAGUAAGUGGAAGAUCUAUGGAACCACAGAUGAUUUGUGCUCCCGGUUCUAUGAAGCUAUGUUUACAUUGCUAGGAAAUGCCAAUGGAGCACCCUGCGUAUUCCCAUUCAAGUAUAAUAAAAAAUGGUAUGCUGAGUGUACAGAUGAUGGUAGGUCAGAUGGCUGGCUCUGGUGUGGAACAACUGCAGACUUCGAUGCAGACAAAAAAUAUGGAUUUUGUCCACUGAAAUUUACAGGCAUUGACACUCUGUGGUAUACAGAUCCAUUGUCAGGAGUCCACUACCAGAUAAACUCCCAAUCAGCCCUAAUGUGGCACCAGGCAAGGAAAAGCUGUCAGCAACAGAAUGCGGAAUUAUUAAGUAUCACAGAGUUGCAUGAGCAAACGUACCUGGCAGGAUUAACUAGGACUAUGAGUUCUUCACUCUGGUUUGGUCUUAACAGUUUGAAUUUCAACAGUGGAUGGCAAUGGAGUGGUGGUAGCCCUUUCAGAUACUUAAACUGGGUUCCAGGAAGUCCCUCCCCAGAGCCUGGGAAAAUCUGUGCAGCCUUGAAUCCUGGAAAAGGUGCUAAAUGGGAAAACCGGGAAUGUGAUCAGAAACUUGGCUACAUUUGUAAAAGAGGAAAUGCCACUUUAGAGUCUUUCAUUAUUCCUUCAGAGACUAAUGUGCCUAUUAAAUGCCCUGCUCAAUGGAUGUCAUAUGCAGGUCAUUGUUACAUAAUGCAAAGAGACACCAAAAUAUGGAAAGAUGCCUUAACUUCAUGUAGAAAGGAGGAUGGCGAUCUGGCCAGUAUCCACAACGUUGAAGAGUACAGCUUUAUUGUCUCGCAGCUUGGGUACAAGCCAACAGAUGAGCUGUGGAUUGGACUGAAUGACAAUAAGGUUCAGAUGUAUUUUGAAUGGAGUGAUGGGACUCCUGUGACAUACACCAAGUGGCUACGUGGCGAACCAACCCAUGCGAACAACAGGCAAGAAGAUUGUGUUGUCAUGAAAGGACAGGAUGGAUAUUGGGCAGAUCAUGCUUGUGAAAAGAAACUUGCAUACAUCUGUAAAAGGAAACCUUUGGCAGAAGCUAGUGGAGAAGAGGAGAUCAUUGAUCCAGGCUGUCAAAGAGGAUGGAAAAGACAUGGCUUUCAUUGUUACAUGAUUGCAAGUACAUUUGCAUCAUUUUAUGAAGCCAAUCAAACGUGUGGAAGGAACCAGGCUUCCCUAGCUACUGUUGAAAACAGAUACGAACAAGCUUUUCUAACUAGUCUGACUGGGCUGAGGCCUGAAAAAUAUUUUUGGAUUGGUCUUUCAAAUAUACAAGAAAAGGGGACUUUCAAGUGGACAAAUGGUGAAGCAGUCUUAUUCACGCACUGGAAUUCAGAAAUGCCAGGAAGAAAGUCAGGCUGUGUUGCCAUGAGGACUGGAAUUGCUGGUGGAUUAUGGGAUGUUGUGAAAUGUGAGGAAAAGGCAAAAUUUCUCUGUAAACAGUGGGCUGAGGGAGUGACACCUCCGCCUAUUCCAACAACAACUCCUGCCCCCACAUGCCCAGAAGGUUGGGACUCAAACAAUCGUAUUAGUUUCUGCUUCAAACCUUUUUCAAGAGAUCAAAAGAAAUCAUGGUUGGAAUCUCAAGAAUAUUGUAGAGCUAUAGGAGGAGAUCUGGCCACCAUUAAUGGUAAAGAAGAACAAUAUGUUAUUUGGCGUUCCGUAGCGAAAAAUGGAUACUAUCAUCAGAAAUUCUGGAUAGGUUUAUAUUAUUUGAAUCCUGAUGAUGGAUUUGCUUGGAGUGAUGGGUCUCCAAUGAUAUAUACAAACUGGGCCUAUGGAGAACCCAAUAAUUAUCAAGGAAUGGAACUUUGUGUAGAACUCAGUGGAGAUUCCAGCAUGUUAUGGAAUGACAGGCACUGUGACUAUGUAUAUGACUGGAUUUGUGAAAUAAAGAAAGGAGCAAAAGUAAAUCCUGAACCAACAGAGCCUCCUAGUCCCAAAUAUAAAAUCACAGAUGAUGGAUGGAUUAUACAAGAAGACAAGCAGUAUUAUUUCAGCACAGAAAGUGUUCCCAUGGAAAAAGGCCGGGAGUUUUGCAAGAAGAAUUUUGGAGAUCUUGUUGUCAUUGAGGGUGACAGUGAAAGAAAGAUGCUAUGGAGAUAUAUCAUGAAAAAUGGCAAAGAAGAUGCAUAUUUCAUUGGUUUAGAACUGAGUUUGGAUAAACAGGUUAGCUGGAUAGAUGGAACCCCUGUGAAUUUCUUAGCAUGGGCAGCACAUGAACCCAACUUUGCAAACAACGAUGAAAACUGUGUAGUCAUGUAUAAAAACUUAGGAUUAUGGAAUGAUAUAAACUGUGGUUAUCCAAAUCCUUUUAUAUGUGAAAGGCACAACAGUUCCAUUAAUGCGACACUUUCUCCUACAACACCUUCACCCCCAGGAGGAUGUCCGGAAACUUGGCUUUUGUUUCAAAAUAAGUGUUACAAAAUGUUUGGCUCAAAUGAAGAUGAGCGACUGUCGUGGCAUGCUGCACGAACAGCUUGUAUGAAUUUAGAAGGAAAUCUAGUUACCAUCCCAAAUGAACAAGUGCAAGCCUUUCUCACCUUCCAUUUAAAGGAUUCUGUGGUUGAUACUUGGAUUGGAUUAAAUGAUAUAAACCAUGAACUCAAGUACCUUUGGACAGAUGGAAGUGGAGUCUACUUUACAAAUUGGGGCAAAGGUUUCCCAUCUGGACAAGUGGCAUUAUAUUCAUAUGAUAGCCAGGCUGACUGCGUCUUUAUGAGAAAUAGUCCUGUUAAGGAGGCAGGGAAAUGGGUUGAUGAAAGCUGUGGCAACAACAAAGGCUAUGUAUGCCAAAUUAACAAAGACUCCAAGUUCUCCCAUUCAUCAACAGCAGUCCCAGCCAACUUUAUCCGUUAUGGUAACAGUAGUUACAUGUUCGUUCAUUCCAAAAUGAAAUGGGAAGACGCAAGGCGAAAAUGCAUACAUGAGUCCUCUGACCUUGCCAGCAUCUUCGAUCCCUACAGCCACUCAUUUCUGUGGCUACGAAUGUUAAAGUAUGGGGAGCCUGUAUGGAUUGGUCUGAACAGCAAUCUGACUGAUGGACAUUAUCAAUGGAUUGAUAACUGGAAGGUGAAGUAUACUAAGUGGGCCAAAGGUGAGCCGAAACAGAAAAUAGGCUGUGUUUAUCUGGACCUUGAAGGAUCUUGGAAGACGGCAUCCUGUGAUGAAAACUACUACUCUAUCUGUAAAUGGUCAGAUGUUAAAGCCCCCACGGAUCCUCCCCAGCUCCCCGGAAAGUGCCCUGAGUCAGAACAUAGAUCAUGGAUCCCUUUCCGUGGUCACUGCUACUUCAUUGAGUCUUCAUCUACGAGAAACUGGGCCCAGGCCUCCUUAGAAUGUCUUCGAUUAGGUGCCUCUUUGGUUUCAGUAGAAGAUUCGGCUGAAGCCAACUUUCUGGCGCACAACCUAGAGCCACUUGAAGAAAAAUCAUCGACUUUUUGGACGGGAAUGUACAGAAAUGUGGACGGACAGUGGUUGUGGCUAGACAGCACUGCAGUGGAUUUUGUCAAUUGGAAUGUCGGAGAACCCUCAAGUCAACAAAAUGAGCACUGUGUUGAAAUGUAUGCAAACUCUGGGUACUGGAAUAAUAUUUAUUGCUCUUCCUACAAAGGAUAUGUUUGUAAAAAACCAAAAACUGUUGAAGUGCAAUCAACUGAGAAGCCCCCAGACAAGAAAGCAGUGAAAAAGGAGGAGAAGAUUCCUGAACCUAGUCACAACAAAACUGGGAUUGUAAUUAUUGUGGUGAUCCUUAUCCUAGCAGGAGUUGGCCUUGCAGGCUAUUUCUUCUACAGGAAAAGAAAGAAUCACAUGGCAACAAAUGACAGCUUUGAGAACAACCUGUAUUUUAAUACUGAUGCAGUUCCUGGAACUAGUGACACAAAGGAUCUUGUGGCCAACAUUGAGCAAAAUGAACAUGCUAUUCUCUAG
Emys orbicularis (European pond turtle) is the source of this 4368-nucleotide messenger RNA. Its product is annotated as macrophage mannose receptor 1-like. The record is from RefSeq and is a predicted model, not a curated record. Gene Ontology annotation, molecular function: signaling receptor activity. The coding region runs from base 1 to 4368 and encodes 1455 amino acids. Lineage: Eukaryota; Metazoa; Chordata; Testudines; Emydidae. Gene Ontology annotation, cellular component: plasma membrane. Gene Ontology annotation, biological process: receptor-mediated endocytosis. The transcript is spliced from 30 exons.